Molecule: messenger RNA, 5960 nt
Organism: Sclerotinia trifoliorum
Lineage: Eukaryota; Fungi; Ascomycota; Leotiomycetes; Helotiales; Sclerotiniaceae
Source: the annotation of a GenBank genome assembly
CUUUAUUUCUCUGUUGACCACUCACUUACCUGUGUUAUCUUAGAGAUAAGUCAAUUAAUAAUAAUAAUUGCAGCGAAACAACUAAUAAUUCCUGACCUAACAUCCUCGGUUCCUCCAUAUCACCAACUCGGACACCCUUGAUACUUUCAACGUUGCAUUGAGGGAUCGAUUAAGCUUUACAUCUUACCACAUCGUUGAUUGCUCACAAUGAACUUUGCGAUAUAAUUUUAACAUCACGAUAUUGUCCUAACAGGACUCGUCUUAUCGGAAAUUGAGAUCGCUUCCGAAAAGAGUCUCAUCACUGGAACCAAGAGUUCACAAUGGCACAAAGCACAACAGGCUCGAUUUCACCAUCUACACGAACUCCCCGCUCGCAAUCGCCCGCAAAUACUUAUAGAAAUGGACCACCAGCUGUUCGACCAUCCGGUGUACGCGCUCAGAGCUCUGAGAGGUUUGGGACUUCACUCAACCUAGCUAUACCUACAUCGACCUCAAAUGGAAUUACGAGCAGUGUAUCUGAUGAGGCGGUUGAUUAUAUGAAUGGCGGUAUCCCGCAUCACACACACAUAGCCUCUACAUCUGAUGCUACCUCUCCUGGAAUAUCUGCCAACAAUGCAGCCACGGGUUUUUCCCCUGUUCCUCCCCCAUCUUCAUUUCCUCACGAGAACCACUCCGCAAUAAACGGUAUAUCAACUCCACCCGGCAGACGCAGUGUAUCGUUCGCAAGAGAUAUGGCUACUGUCGAGCCUUCCAAUUCUGCACGACAAGAUUCAUGGGGUGUAGAAGAUGUUGAUACACCAGCAAAGGAUAGGAGAGGUGCAUCUUUAAUGUCAAAAUUGAAGGCUUUAGCUACCCCGAUUGGAAUGCAGGGACAUGGCAGAAGUCAAAGCACCCCCACGAACUAUUUCGAUGAAGGACUCGGAACAAUACCAAUUCCUACGAAUAUCCCACAAACAUUACAUGAGGAAAGUAGUGAUGCUGAUGCAGAAGAAACGGCCGAUGAGGGACCAUUCAAUCAACCAGCGCGUAUACGAAAGAAACGCCGGACUAGACGACCACAAGAAGAAGAGAGUGUACCCAACACACCAAUGAUUCGUGGCCCGGGCCUUUCAGAUUCCCCGAGUGGGAGUAGGUCAUUUUUUCUGGGUAGACGUACCACGGAUGGGUCUUUCGAACAACGGGGUCAUCUGUCGGAAGGUGAAGGGCGUGAUCGUUUUGCGAGGCAAAGUGCAUGGCGACGAGGUUCAUGGAUGCCAGGUCGAGGGUUAGUUGCUGAUAAUUCACCACAGGCACAAGAUUUUGCAAACGAUGGUGCAAGAUCAAAACGACCAAGUCAGUUGAGAAGAAUGACAGGACUUGGGGGUCAAAGUGAGGGUGAAGCGCAGACACCUAGAAGACCGUAUUUUGGUGCGGAAAGAGCUAGCACUUUUGGAACUCAAAAAUGGCGAAUGUUAAAGCAUAGCAUGAAAUUCUUCGCCGGCAAAGGGAAAAAGGAAGACAAGAUCGAUUAUCUUAAAUCUGCUGAACUCAUGGCGGAAUUAAGAGCUGUAACUCCAGCCGUACUGAUGAUUGCCAGCAUGAUGCAACGUGAUGAACAUGGAAACAAACGAAUCCCAGUUCUUCUUGAGCAGCUCAAGAUUGAAAUCACAGAUAGCAAGCCCACCGAUGAGGAUGCCGACGACACAGAAAGACAUCUUGUUUUCCGAAUUGAGCUGGAAUAUGGAAGUGGUCCAAACCGAAUGAAAUGGGUAAUUCAUCGUUCUCUCAAGGACUUUGCUAACUUACAUUUACGCUAUAAGCUUCAAGGAAGCAGUGAUAAGUACAUAGGGAAUGAAGCCCAUGCACGACCAAAGCAACCGAGAUUCCCAAAGUCUGCGUUCCCUUAUUUCAGAGGUGUUCGAGGUCUAGGGGAGAGUGAUGAAGAUGAAGCCGACAACGUGCGUGUGGACGAGACUGCGGCAGAGGCAACCCAUGGCGAGGCAACACAAAGUGAAGCGGAACCAAAACGGAAGGUCAAGAGGCGUCCAUCCAUUAGCGCGGCCCGGAAAAGUACCCGUGCCAUAUUGGAUACUAGCGGAAAUGCUCUCAAUACCGAAAAGCAAAAGAGAAUAUUCAAUGAACGCCAACGAAAGAGAAUAGAACAAUACCUUCAAGAGAUGAUUCGAUGGCUCAUAUUCAGAGCGGACAGUAAUCGUCUUUGCAGGUUUUUGGAGUUAUCUUCGAUGGGAGUCCGCUUGGCUGCUGAGGGUAGCUAUCAUGGAAAGGAGGGUUACCUCGCUAUUCAGACGGCAAAGGGUUUGGAUAUGAGGAAAAUACUCACCCCUAAUAACUUUUUUCAACGUCAUUCUCCAAAAUGGUUUUUGGUCAGGCACAGUUAUCUUGUGUGCGUGGAGUCGCCAGAAAAUAUGCACAUCUAUGAUGUGUAUUUGGUGGAUGCAAAGUUCGCAAUACAGAAGAAGAGGAGAAUGAUAACUGAUAUGGGCAAGGGGAAAGAGAAAGCGAAGGAUGAAGUUUCACAAGCAGGUAGAUCUGCUAAGCACCCUCAGCAUCACACUCUUAAAAUUCAGAAUUCCGAGCGCAAGAUAAAGUUACUGGCCAAGAACGAACGUCAACUCAGACAAUUCGAGGAAUCGUUAAGAUUCAUGGCGGAUAACACAUUAUGGGCAAAGGAACAUAGAUUUGGCAGUUUUGCGCCAGUGAGGACUGGAGUUACGGCACAAUGGCUAGUGGAUGGUCGUGAUUAUAUGUGGAAUGUUUCUCGAGCAAUCAAUGAAGCCAAGGAUGUGAUAUAUAUUCAUGAUUGGUGGCUCAGUCCUCAAUUAUACAUGCGAAGACCUGCUGCUAUCAGUCAGAAAUGGCGACUUGAUCGUUUGCUGCAGAGGAAAGCUAGGGAAGGAGUCAAGGUUUUUAUCAUUGUUUACAGAAACGUUGAAGCUGCCAUCCCUAUUGAUUCUGAGUUCACAAAAUUCUCCAUGUUGGAUUUACAUCCAAACAUAUUUGUGCAAAGAUCACCUAAUCAGUUCAAGAAAAAUCAAUUCUUCUUUGCUCAUCACGAAAAGAUCUGCAUCGUUGAUCAUAUUGUUGCCUUUGUAGGAGGUAUUGAUCUUUGCUUUGGUCGUUGGGAUACGCCCCAGCACACCCUGGUGGAUGAUAAACCUACAGGUUUUGAGCAUUCCGAUUUGCCCAAAGACGCGGAUCAUUGCCAGCUGUGGCCUGGAAAAGAUUACUCCAACCCUCGUGUUCAAGAUUUCUACAAACUCAAUGAACCUUAUGCAGAAAUGUAUGAUCGAUCAAAGACUCCUCGGAUGCCUUGGCACGAUGUUGCUAUGCAAGUCGCCGGUCAACCUGCUAGAGAUCUGACUAGACACUUCGUGCAAAGAUGGAACUAUGUGCUCCGGGGUCGCACACCUACAAGACCAACUCCUUUCCUCCUCCCGCCUCCUGAUUACAAUCAGGCCGAGUUGGAAGAUCUUGGUCUGACCGGAACUUGUGAGGUGCAGAUCUUGCGUUCGGCUUGCGAUUGGUCUUCAGGUCUUAUGCAUACCGAGCAUAGCAUCAUGAAUGCUUAUUGUAAGAUGAUUGAAGAGUCUGAUCAUUUCGUCUACAUGGAGAAUCAAUUUUUCGUCACAAGCUGUGAGACGAUGAAUGUCAAGAUUGUCAACAAGAUUGGUGAUGCAAUUGUAGAGCGUGCCAUACGCGCCUAUCGAAAUAAUGAGAGUUGGAGAUGUAUGAUCCUCAUACCACUCAUGCCUGGAUUCCAGAAUACGGUGGAUGAACCUGAGGGAACAAGUGUACGCUUAAUUAUGCAAUGUCAAUUCCGAAGUAUUUGUCGUGGCGAUGGAUCUAUCUUUGGUAGAUUAAAGAGUCAAGGUAUUGACCCGGAAGAGUAUGUACAAUUCUACAGUUUGAGGACAUGGGGUCGUAUUGGACCAAAGAAGAUAAUCGUCACAGAGCAAUUGUACAUUCACGCCAAGGUUAUCAUUGUUGAUGACAGAAUUGCUCUCAUUGGCUCUGCUAACAUCAACGAGAGAUCUAUGUUGGGUAACAGAGACUCGGAAACCGCAGCAGUUGUUCGAGAUACUGAUAUGAUAUGGUCAACAAUGGAUGGAAGACCAUAUCUUGUUGGAAGGUUUGCCCAUGAAUUACGCAUGCGCCUUAUGAGAGAACAUCUGGGAUUGGACGUGGAUGAGAUAAUGGAAGAGGAAAAGAAUCAUGAAAUGGAUCGUGAAGAGGAAGAGUUCAAAGCACAGAUGGAUGGCAUAUAUGAUGACGAAGAUGAAGAAGAAGAAGGUAGCGAUAAUAGCCCGUCGCCGGCUAAAGGGGUCCCUAAUGAAUUCUCUACACGCGUUGCCUUGAAUGAGAAUUUACGCAGCUUCAAUCACGAUGUUGAUUGGGAGCAAGCAGGCAAUCCUAACAUACAGCCUGAUAGGCUAAAGCCACUUACCACGGAUAAGAGAGUUACAGACAACGCAGCUCAUGCAGCAGAUGUGGAUGGUGAUGGUGUCGACAAAUUGAAAUCUCUAUCGCAAAUAGGACAAACGAAGGGUAGAGAUUCUGUUCUUGUGGAAGGUCGUGAGGUGUUGGUCACUGCUAUUGCUCCGGAAGGCAAGGGCACGCUGGAUCAUCCUAAAAGACCACAUUCACGAUCAGUACAUCAACAACGAGGGAACAACUCUGAUAGUGGAGAUGGCUACAGUGGCUUACCACCUGCGCCUCCUUUUCCAAGAAGAACGACAGAGCAGCUUGGUCUUCCUCAGCUUUCCCAAUUACCGGCAUUACCAAUCGAGGAUGAUACCGAUAUUGGUGGCCCGCCUAUAAUAAUAGAUGCUUCCGGAAAUCCUGCACCCAAACCUUUCAAUCCAUUGACGGCUGAUAUUAAGAUGGCUCCAGUACACAAGGACUGUAUGCGUGAUCCAUUAAAUGAUGCUUUUGCGGAUGAGAUUUGGCAACAAAUCGCCGAUAACAAUACUAAGAUUUAUCGAAGAGUUUUCAGGUGUAAUCCAGAUAGCGAAGUUACCAACUGGCAUGAGUAUAGAGACUUUGUUGCCUACGCGGAAAGAUUCAUACAGGCACAAGGAGGUGGAAAAACUAAUGAGCGUGAGAAUCAAGAACGCCCUGGGCCUCCUGGCUCAAGCUCUGCUGUUCCAGGAAACCCCCUCUCGGAGAAGGUUAAACCUAAUAGUCAAGCCGGUCAUCCUCUUGGAACCGUAUCUGAAUGGGUUGCUAGCGCCAAUGCCGAACAUGAUGCUCGAGCUAUUAAUACAUCUGACGAGAAUCGUUUGGGUCAAUAUGAUGGUAUUGAUGAGAAAGCCGCUGCUCGGAAUGAAGGAGCCUCUGAUCCAGCAGGCAACGAAGCAUUCCCUGCUCUUGAUGCUACGGCUUUGGGUGUUCCUCCUGCUAAUGGGAUAACCUCCCAGGCUAGUACUCGCAAAACUACCUUCUCUGCGACGCCAACACCCAGCGGUGAUAGAAGGGAGAAUAGCAGUGCUAUGAAUCAAUCUGGGUCAGUCAGGAAGAGACGUCGUGGUACCACGAGGGGUAGCCGCAAAGGAUUCUCGGGGAGUGAUGAUCUACUUCCUAAAGAGGAUGUUGAGGAUCUAUUGGCAAUGAUUCAAGGUCAUAUUGUUGCGUUCCCUUAUGAUUGGCUUGUUAGAGAAGAACUCAACUCCCAUUGGCUUUACCAGGUCGAUCAGGUUGCUCCUUUAUCAAUUUAGUAAGUCGAUGGUCUUUUAACGAUCACUACCUCCAUUCGCUAACACAUGAAAUAGUAACUAGUAUUUAAUGGCAACGCCAGAGAGCGCUUUGUAUAUUUCGUUUCAUUUGUGUACAGCUUAUAACAUAACAAAGAGGAGCAUUCACAUGGGAUGGCGUUUCCGAACGGAUUUCUAGCAUAAGAAGAAAGUAAUGGAGAUUGGAGUUCUUUCAUUUCAGUGGUCUAUUUGGUCGGAAAAAGAAGGUAC